Molecule: messenger RNA, 957 nt
Organism: Saccostrea echinata
Lineage: Eukaryota; Metazoa; Mollusca; Bivalvia; Ostreida; Ostreidae
Product: translation initiation factor eIF-2B subunit alpha-like
Exons: 9
Coding region: 2-952 (316 amino acids)
Biological process (GO): translational initiation
Cellular component (GO): eukaryotic translation initiation factor 2B complex
Molecular function (GO): guanyl-nucleotide exchange factor activity; translation initiation factor activity
Source: RefSeq, a predicted model, not a curated record
AAUGAAUUCUUCAACUUUCAUUUUCACGUCUGAUGCAAACAUGGACAAUGCUGUCAUUUUGUCUUACUUCAACACACUGGUCAAAGAGGAUCCAGAUCUCUCAGCAGCUGUUGCAGCCAUUAAAACUUUAUUGCAUUUCCUUGAAAACAACAAAAUUGAAACAUUGGCUGAAAUGAGAGACAGACUGAAGGAGGCAAUUAAGAUAUUGACUGAAACAGACAGUAGUACUACUUCUAUCUCCUCUGCUGGAGAGCUCUUUCUUCGAUUCAUCACCCUCACUAGUCUGGAGCACCCAAACAUACAGGAUUGUCAGAGAAUACUGGUAGAAAGAGGAAACCUUUUCCUGAAUAAAAUCAAGAACUCUCGUCAAAAAAUUGCCAAACAAGCUCAGCAGUUUAUUAGAGAUGGCACAACUAUCUUGACACACUCAAAGUCCAGAGUUGUUUUACAAGUGUUAAAGGAGGCCCAACAAUGCAACAAAAGAUUCCAUGUAUAUGUAACAGAAUCUCUACCCAACAAAUCAGGUGUGGACACGUACAAUGAACUUCAGAAAAUGGAGAUCCCAGCUACACUUAUUUUGGAUGCUGCUGUUGGAUAUGUCAUGGAGAAAGUGGACAUGGUUCUAGUUGGAGCUGAGGGGGUGGUAGAGAGUGGAGGAAUCAUUAACAAGAUUGGGACAUACACAAUGGGACUGACAGCAAAAACCAUGAAUAAACCAUUUUAUGUGGUGGCAGAGAGUUUUAAAUUUGCCCGUUUAUAUCCACUAAACCAACAAGAUCUACCAAAUGAAUUCAAGUACCAUGCGAGCACCUUAAAAUCUAGUCCAGACCUCAGGAAGGAACACCCACUGGUUGAUUACACUCCACCGUCCUACAUUACUCUGUUAUUCACAGACCUUGGUAUUCUCACACCCUCAGCUGUCAGUGAUGAACUCAUUAAAUUAUACUGCUAAAACAA